Clarias gariepinus (North African catfish) is the source of this 1662-nucleotide messenger RNA. RefSeq names its product transmembrane protein 151B. The transcript has 2 exons. Bases 1 to 1662 code for a protein of 553 amino acids. The record is from RefSeq and is a predicted model, not a curated record. Lineage: Eukaryota; Metazoa; Chordata; Actinopteri; Siluriformes; Clariidae.
AUGAUGUCAACAGAAGUGGAGGCUGAUAGGAGUGCAGAGGACACAGUGCUGAACAGGCCCAAUGAUGAUGCGGAAACACCGGCCAGCCUAUAUACGAUAGAGGAGCAAAGGCCAGUAAAACAGUCCCUGAGCGCAUCUAUGCGACGUGAUACACACUGGCGCUGUCUCCUCCUCUCCUUGCUCAUGUACAGCUGCCUUGGAACUGUUGCCUGGUGCCAGUUCACUCGUGUCACCAAGCUAAACUUUUACUCAUCCAGUACUUCAUCCCUGACUGCCUCAGUAAACUCGGUGCGAGGUGCAGGAGGGCGCUCCAUGAUAUAUCAUGAAAGCCCCUGCUCUGACGGAUACUUCUACAUCCCAAUUGCCUUUCUGUUAAUGCUCUAUGCAGUCUACCUAAUGGAGUGCUGGCACUGCCGUGCCCGCAGUGAGCUCCAGUACAAGGCCAAUGUUGACAGUGUCUAUGAAAGGGUGUUACGCAUGCGUCAGGCUCAGCCAUGUGUGUGGUGGAAGGCUAUUGGCUACCAUUUUGUACGGAGGACCCGGCAAGUUACACGCUAUCGGAAUGGAGAUGCCUACACCACCACGCAGGUCUACCAUGAGCGGGUCAACACACAAGUGGUAGAAAGUGAGUUUGACUACAGUAAUUGUGGAGUAAAGGACAUUUCACGGGACUUACGUGGCCUGGAGAGUCAUCCAGCUACAAGGUUACGAUUCACAAAGUGCUUCAGUUUUGCAGGACCAGGUCCCGAAAAUGCUUAUCUCAACCAACGGUCUAGAUUCUUCUCAGAGAUUGAGGGCUUGGAUGACUACAUGGAGGCACGGGAAGGCAUGCAGCUCAAAAAUGUUGAUUUCAGAGAACACCUUAUAGCCUAUGUGGAUCCUGACCAGUUACCCUGGUACUCUUCUCAGGUUGCCUUUUGGUUGGCUGCCAUACUCAUGCUAUCCUGGCCCUUGCGGGUUUGGAUAGAGUAUCGGACAGCCUAUGUACACUACCAGGUAGAAAAGCUGUUCGGGCUAGAGUACAACAACAGUAGCCCUUCUACAGAUGAGCUCCCGUCUACAAGGAAUAGUCAUUGUACUAUCCCAAGAGGGGAAACUGUAGACAGCACAGAGCUGGAAUGGCAUAUUCGCUCAAACCGCCAGCUUAUCCCUAGUUACUCUGAAGCCAUGUUGUUGAACCUGGGGAACUCUAGGCCAGGACAAGGUGACACUAGAGUAUCGGACGGAUUUCUGUUAGAUGACUCCUUAACCCAGAGCUAUGGCACCAUGGUGCAAGACUGUGAUCGUUGCUGCCAGCCUGAAGGAACGCAUUGGGCUAGAACCAGUUCAAGCUGCUCCUCCAUCUUCUCUCGGCACACUUUCCAUUCAUGCGUGUCUCAAGACACCUCCCGCUUUUCACUGUGCCGAAUGUAUGGAUCUAGGCACACGGUGGGGCUAUGGAGGAGUCGUAGCAGCACACUGACUGAACGCUGCUGCCUCGAAGAACAGUGUUGCAGGUCAUACUCCAGCCAACUAGCACUCAAUAACAGCCCACCCAACUACCAGGAUGCCCGCUUCUUCCCUGUCCUUAUUGUACACAGGACAGAGGGAUGCGAAGAUCCUUCAGAAGUGAGAAGAUACUAUGUUCGAAGAAACUCUCUCUGUUUGGAGACUGCUCUUUAA